AAAGUAUAACGAAUCAUGAUUGUAAUUUCGGUCUGUAAUCUGUUAUAAUUGCGUUGGUACAGCAAUUUUGGAUUAAAAAUUGCGUUUUAUAACAUACAUAUUUAACAAACUUUUCGUUCAAUAUAAUACAUAAUAUUCUAACUACAAAAUGAACGCACCUCCAACCUUCGAAUCAUUUCUUCUAUACGAAGGAGAGAAAAAAAUAAUCAAAGAACAAGAUACUAAGGUUCCAAAUGCCGCGAUUUUCACGGUUAAUAAGGAAGAUCAUACUCUCGGAAACAUGAUCCGUAAUCAGUUACUGAAGGAUCCACAGGUUUUGUUUGCUGGAUACAAAGUUCCACAUCCACUAGAACACAAGUUUGUGAUUAGAAUUCAAACAACAUCAGAUUACACACCACAUGAGGCUUUCAUGCAUGCUAUUACAGAUCUUAUAGCAGAACUUUCACUGUUUGAAGAACGUUUUAAGGAGGCUAUUAAGGAGAAAAAGGAAGGUUUGGAUUAA
Habropoda laboriosa is the source of this 502-nucleotide messenger RNA. RefSeq names its product DNA-directed RNA polymerase II subunit RPB11 (gene Rpb11). The transcript is spliced from 4 exons. Gene Ontology annotation, biological process: transcription by RNA polymerase II. NCBI's taxonomy places the organism in Eukaryota, Metazoa, Arthropoda, Insecta, Hymenoptera, Apidae. Gene Ontology annotation, cellular component: RNA polymerase II, core complex. The coding region runs from base 149 to 502 and encodes 117 amino acids. The record is from RefSeq and is a predicted model, not a curated record. Gene Ontology annotation, molecular function: protein dimerization activity; DNA binding.